AUGAAUGUGAGAACUGUUUUCAUCAUACUCCUUCUGGGCUUGGUUGCAAUUCUUGUCUUGGUGUGCAUCUUGGUGUCCAGAAGUGGAAACUGCAAUUCCUCGCCGCCGCAAACUUUCCCAGAAUACCGGCAGAGUGAACGGAGUUGGCUUUUUGCUGAUUUGACCCAAGAAGAAAUGCUCCAGGUGGUUCGGUACCUGAAGACCAAUCUUGGGACAACACUGAAAGAUGCUUCUAAUGCAAAUCCUUCAGACAACUGCAUCUAUUCCAUUGACCUCCAGCUGCCACCCAAAGCAACAUCUCUCUCAUACCUCGAUAACAGAGGAAGCCGCCCACCUAGACAAGCAUUAGCUAUCGUGUACUUUGGUAACCAGUCCGUUCCAAACAUCACCGAGUUCAUUGUGGGGCCUUUGCCAGAACCAUCCUAUUACCAUGAUGUGACAGUGCAGAAGUAUGGAGAGAAGAUACCUUAUUAUCGCAGGCCUCCCCUAAACGCCGAAUACAAACAGAUGGCAUUCUUUCUGCACAGUAAAGUGUUUCCCACAGCCCCAAGCUUCAUGCGUGAAGUCAUGAGCUAUGAUGGGACUAAUCUAGCAGCAGUGACUACAUCUCCCCGGGGAAUGAGGUCUGGAGAUCGCUCAACGUGGUUAGUCCUGUGCCAAAAUGUCAGUGGUUUCUUCAUGCACCCUGUUGGGCUGGAGGUACUGCUUGAUCACAGUAGCCUGGAUGUUUCCCACUGGAAUGUGACAAAAGUGUUUUACAAUGGCCAAUAUUACAGAGACUUGGCACAUCUGGAGAAAGACUUCAUGGAGGGGUGUCUGCAUGUGCAGAAGCCAAAAAGGGUGCCACGUGAUGGUGGUUUUUCCUCUCUGAAGCCCAGAGUGAACUCCAUUGUGCCAGACCCUUUAUAUUAUGAGCCUUCUGGAGAACGUUAUAUUGUGAGAAACAACCAGGUCUACUCCUCAUCCUGGAAUUUUGCCUUCAGGAUGGAUCUGAGUAGGGGCCCGAGACUCUUUGAUAUCAGGUUUAAAGGGCAACGGGUUGUCUAUGAGCUCAGUGUACAGGACACAAUGUCUGUCUAUGGUUCCAGCAACCCUGGUGGGAUGACAACCCGGUAUAUGGAUUCAAGCUUUGGAAUUGGAUACUUCACAAACUCACUGGUGCGAGGGGUUGACUGCCCAUAUUCUGCCACCUAUGUUGAUGUUUCCUUUUUAGCUCAAUCAGAAAGGCCCCUCCUGACCCGAGAUGCCUUCUGUGUUUUUGAGCAGGUCUCGGGGGCUCCACUUCGGCGCCAUUAUUCCAAUCUUUAUUCUCUCUACUUUGGAGGACUGCCUGGCACUGCACUGGUCUUACGCUCUGUGACUACCGUUGGCAAUUAUGACUAUAUCUGGAACUUUGCCUUCUAUCCAAAUGGAGCCAUUGAAAGUAAAGUUUACCCCUCAGGCUACAUAAUGUCUUCUUUCCUCCAGGACGGUGGACUUGAUUUUGGAAACAAGGUUAACGAUCAUACCCUAGGAACAAUGCACACCCACUUUAUCGGCUACAAGGUGGACCUGGAUAUUGGUGGUAAGUGUCUGCAUUGUCCAUUUUCCCAUUUCUGGCACAUUGAUUCAAAAACCUACAGAACUGGGGGGCAGGAAAAGAUGCUGCUAUCUGUAUUUUGA
Anolis sagrei ordinatus is the source of this 1662-nucleotide messenger RNA. RefSeq names its product amine oxidase [copper-containing] 3-like. Gene Ontology annotation, cellular component: plasma membrane. Gene Ontology annotation, molecular function: copper ion binding; quinone binding; primary methylamine oxidase activity. The record is from RefSeq and is a predicted model, not a curated record. NCBI's taxonomy places the organism in Eukaryota, Metazoa, Chordata, Lepidosauria, Squamata, Anolidae. Gene Ontology annotation, biological process: amine metabolic process.